GAAACAAUACCGUAUAUGGCUGCAACACUCAUCCAAGUGGUGUGUAACCCUUGCAGUAUCUUCUGUUGAUAACAAUGAUGCAGGCCAGAGCGUUAUUUUUACUUAUAUCUUGCUUAUUUUUCAUCCACACUGUUGUCCAGUGCAAAAAGGAGCUAACUCUCUCAGAGCGGGUGCAACAGUUAUCAGAUGCUGGAGUCAAGAAACCUGUUUUACGUUUCAAUGGAGAUAAAUUUCGCCAAUAUGUUAAAGGAACUCCCCGUAACUACUCGAUGAUAGUUAUGUUCACUGCAUUAGCUCCCUCCAGGCAGUGUGGCAUAUGCAGACAUGCUCAUGAUGAAUUUCAACUGGUUGCAAAUUCAUGGCGUUAUUCUCAGGGUUACUCAAACAAGUUGUUCUUUGCCCUUGUAGAUUUUGAUGAAGGUCCUGAUGUUUUCCAGUCGCUUCGCUUAAACUCAGCACCAGUUUUCAUGCACUUCCCUGCCAAGGGAAAGCCUAAGAAGGUCGACACACUAGACAUUCAGAGAGUUGGAUUUGCAGCUGAGAAUAUUGCAAGAUGGGUUGCUGAAAGGACAGAUAUACAGAUCCGAGUGUUCCGCCCACCGAAUUAUUCUGGCCUGCUUGCAUUAGUGGUACUCCUAGCAUUAGUUGUUGGACUACUCUACCUACGUAAGAACAACCUUGACUUCCUCUACAACAAAACGACAUGGGCACUUGCUGCUUUGGCUUUCACCUUUGCCAUGACAUCAGGGCAGAUGUGGAAUCACAUUCGUGGUCCUCCAUUUUUGCAGAAGACACAGGCAGGCAACAUUGCUUACAUCCAUGGAUCAUCUCAAGGGCAGUUUAUAGUUGAAACAUACAUUGUUGCAAUCCUCAAUGCAGCUGUAGUCUUGGGAAUGAUUUUGAUGACAGAAGCAGCCAAUAAACGAGAUGAUGUCCGGAAACGUCGCAUCUAUGCGAUUAUUGGGUUGGGACUUGUUGCAUUCUUCUUCUCUGUUUCGUUGUCCAUCUUCCGUUCAAAAGCGCAUGGAUAUCCCUACAGUUUUCUCCUGAAGUAAACAUCAAGUUUUCAAGAAGUAGGCGACUGGUAGUGCCUGUUACAUUCGUCAUAACAUUUUUUUUCCAAUUGUUAAAUUCAUAUUAUGUGAUAAUUCAUGCCAGACAUUAAAUGAAUAUCCUGAUACAUUGCUGUUUAAAAUAAGGCUUAUUUGUGAAUAGGGUAGCUUAUCUAGAGGCCUUACAUGCUUGCAAGACAAAAUUGUCAAAACCUAAAAGUCUUGAUUAGUUUCCUGUGACCGGUUUGUUCGUACUGUUUGAAACUAGUACCAGUUCAUGAAAUAAUUCCAUCUCAUAACAUAUUUUUGUCAUCAUGAUCAUCACAGUAAAGACCUAAGGUUCUAUAAAUAUUGUAAUAUAUAUAUGAGAGUAAUUUAUAACAGUGCUGUGGCAUAGUGUAUGCUUAUUGUGUGAGUAACUGCACUGAAUUUUAUAUUCUACUUUCUUCCUCAUUUUUCUUCACAUUCCGAACUGAUGGAAUAUGGAACAGUACAGCCAUGUUUUACAGCAUCACUUUCCACACCUCUUUUGUCUUUGAGCAUCUCCCACACUUUCUGUAUCCCUUGUAGCAUGGCCUUUCUUUUCAUGCUGUGUAGAGUGGCUGGAGUUUAGUUGCUGAUGCUUCAUCCCAGCUGAGAUUAAUUACCGAAUAUAUUGACUUGAGGUUCUUCACUAGUAUGAUUAAGGAACAUUAUUUUUUGUUGAUGAAUUUAUGAUGAUUUAUGUAAUUGAGGAUAAGUGCUCCUUUUGAUUUAUAAAAUUGUUUAUCUGUACACCGUUCAUUCUAUGUAUUGUCACUGUACACUACAAGAAUGGAUUUAAUGUUUUGGUUUGUGGGUGACCAUAAGGCUUAUUUUGUUUAUUCAUUACAAGUGGUGUUUUAUUUUCUACAAAAAUGCAUGAUUUGUGGUACUUGUGUAAAUACGUAUUAACUUUGGAAUACCCUUCUCUUCUUAGGAAUAAAAUUGAAUAUUAAUACCUUUAUGCUUGUCAGGAGUUAAUAAUGCUUUUUCCUAAAUUUGAAUAGCUAAACUCGGCUUUAGUAAUUUUUCAUAUGACCCAUCUCUGCUGUAGCACAUCUCCAUUUCUUCCGUCCAUCUACAUCCUGUAGGCUCCUUCACAAAAUUCCUCGGUUCCUUGCAAAAUUUGGAUUUACUUUUUGAUCAUGCAAAGAGGUUGUGGUUGAGUGACUUUUGUGAGUGGGAAAAAUUUCCUUCUAAAUGGCUUACUGUGUAAUGUCUGUUUGUGACGUGUUUUUUUAAUUUUGUGUGGGAUUUGAAAUCUUGUGAGAUAUCUGCUCAGGGGUAAUCCUUGAUCUUCCAGGAUACAAGUUUUCGCUACUGCUUUACAAGCUGCUAUUUAACCUCAAUAAUAAUUUUACCCUCUCAUAUGCUGUAUAUUGGUAGAGAGUGACCCAAUCAGAUUUAUUCAUUGAACAGUGAGGGCUCUUGAAUUUAUAGUUCUAGUGUAAAAGUAUAAAGUGCUUAGCCGUGUCUUCAAUUCUUGCAUAAUAUAGGUUUUCGAAAACGUAUCUUAUAGUUACUGUAAAUUUCCCAAAGCUUUUAAACAGCAUGCUGAUAUAAUCCACCUGUUUUCGAAUCAUCUUGUAUUGUUAACUCGAGUUAGUGUCAUCAGUCCUCUCUGAAGUAUUCUGAAUAAUUCUCUUUAAGGCUAUUUCAUAUCAUUGACUGUGUGCAUCCUUGAGAAUGUUUUGUUGCUUGAAUAGAUUAUGGUAUUAUCAUGCUAAAUGCCUACGUGUUACUUUUGUAUAUUGACUUAUUGUGGACUUGAAGGGAGCACAAAUUUGGAUAAUGUCACUUCAACGUAGUAAAAAGGUCCAACAGAAAGAAGAGUAGUACUGUACUGAGUAAGAAAGUUGUUGUGCACACAGAGACCAUUUUGUAUCUUUGGAAGAGGGGUGCAGAUAUAACAGUUUGCAUGAUCCCACACUUAGAUUAAAAAUAAUUGGCUGUUUGCAGGCUUAUAGCUUCUUACAUUUCCCUUUAUCUGUAUAGAAUUUACUGUUCUUUGAUAAUGAGUUUAUCUCUCCCGUGGUGUUUGUACGAAGGUUGCGAGUCCAACGUUUUGUAACUGCUGUGAACUUUAAUAAAUUACUAUAAGUU
This is a messenger RNA of Macrobrachium nipponense, 3176 nucleotides long. It is a transcript of the gene Ostgamma, whose product is annotated as tumor suppressor candidate 3-like. Gene Ontology annotation, cellular component: oligosaccharyltransferase complex. NCBI's taxonomy places the organism in Eukaryota, Metazoa, Arthropoda, Malacostraca, Decapoda, Palaemonidae. The transcript is spliced from 8 exons. The record is from RefSeq and is a predicted model, not a curated record. Bases 75 to 1055 code for a protein of 326 amino acids.